Messenger RNA from Grammomys surdaster, 6975 nucleotides. RefSeq names its product bromodomain containing 4 (gene Brd4). Lineage: Eukaryota; Metazoa; Chordata; Mammalia; Rodentia; Muridae. Bases 55 to 4257 code for a protein of 1400 amino acids. Gene Ontology annotation, cellular component: nucleus; chromatin. The record is from RefSeq and is a predicted model, not a curated record. Gene Ontology annotation, biological process: positive regulation of transcription elongation by RNA polymerase II; chromatin remodeling. The transcript has 19 exons.
CGUGCGGCCUAGCGUCUCAGAGUGCCUCGUGAAGAAUGUGAUGGGACCACUAGCAUGUCUACGGAGAGCGGCCCUGGGACAAGAUUGAGAAAUCUGCCAGUAAUGGGGGAUGGACUAGAAACUUCCCAAAUGUCUACAACGCAGGCCCAGGCCCAACCCCAGCCAGCAAAUGCAGCCAGCACCAAUCCUCCACCCCCAGAGACCUCCAACCCUAACAAGCCCAAGAGGCAGACCAACCAACUGCAAUAUCUGCUCAGAGUGGUGCUCAAGACACUAUGGAAACACCAGUUUGCGUGGCCUUUCCAGCAGCCUGUGGAUGCCGUCAAGCUGAACCUCCCUGAUUACUAUAAGAUCAUUAAAACACCCAUGGAUAUGGGAACAAUAAAGAAGCGCUUGGAAAACAACUAUUACUGGAAUGCUCAGGAAUGUAUCCAGGACUUCAACACUAUGUUUACAAAUUGUUACAUCUAUAACAAGCCUGGAGAUGACAUCGUCUUAAUGGCAGAAGCUCUGGAGAAGCUCUUCUUGCAAAAAAUCAAUGAACUGCCUACAGAAGAAACUGAGAUCAUGAUAGUCCAGGCAAAAGGAAGAGGACGAGGGAGGAAAGAAGCAGGUAGGACAGCAAAGCCUGGUGUAUCCACGGUACCAAACACAACUCAAGCAUCAACUUCUCCGCAAACCCAGACACCUCAGCAGAACCCUCCUCAACCUGUGCAGGCCACAACUCACCCCUUUCCUGCUGUCACCCCAGACCUCAUUGCGCAGCCUCCUGUCAUGACAAUGGUGCCCCCCCAGCCACUUCAGACUCCUUCACCAGUACCCCCCCAGCCACCACCUCCACCUGUUCCAGUUCCACAGCCUGUGCAGAGUCACCCACCUAUCAUUGCGACCACCCCACAGCCUACGAAGACAAAGAAAGGGGUGAAGAGGAAAGCAGAUACCACCACUCCCACCACCAUCGACCCCAUUCAUGAGCCGUCCUCAUUGGCCCCAGAGCCCAAGACCGCCAAGCUGGGUCCUCGGCGGGAGAGCAGCAGACCUGUGAAGCCCCCAAAGAAGGAUGUACCAGACUCACAGCAGCACCCAGGGCCAGAGAAGAGCAGCAAGAUCUCUGAGCAGCUAAAGUGCUGCAGUGGCAUCCUCAAGGAAAUGUUUGCCAAGAAACAUGCUGCCUAUGCCUGGCCUUUCUACAAGCCUGUGGAUGUGGAGGCACUGGGUCUGCACGACUACUGUGACAUCAUUAAACAUCCCAUGGACAUGAGCACAAUCAAGUCUAAACUAGAGUCUCGGGAAUACAGAGAUGCCCAGGAAUUUGGUGCUGAUGUCCGAUUGAUGUUCUCCAACUGCUACAAGUAUAACCCCCCUGACCAUGAAGUGGUAGCCAUGGCUCGAAAACUCCAGGAUGUGUUUGAAAUGCGCUUUGCCAAGAUGCCUGAUGAGCCUGAAGAGCCAGUUGUUAUGGUGUCCUCCCCUGCAGUGCCACCCCCUACAAAGGUGGUAGCCCCGCCCUCAUCUAGUGACAGCAGCAGUGAUAGUUCGUCCGACAGUGACAGUUCCUCUGACGACUCCGAGGAAGAGCGAGCCCAGCGGCUGGCUGAGCUCCAGGAGCAGCUCAAAGCCGUGCAUGAGCAGCUUGCAGCCCUCUCACAGCCCCAGCAGAACAAACCAAAGAAAAAGGAGAAGGACAAGAAGGAAAAGAAAAAGGAAAAGCACAAAAAGAAAGACGAAGUGGAUGAAAAUAAAAAAAGCAAAACCAAGGAACUUCCUCCUAAAAAGACAAAGAAAAAUAACAGCAGCAACAGCAGUAUGAGCAAGAAAGAACCAGCACCCACGAAGACCAAGCCGCCUCCCACAUAUGAAUCUGAAGAAGAGGACAAGUGUAAGCCCAUGUCUUACGAGGAGAAGCGGCAGCUAAGUCUAGAUAUCAACAAGCUUCCUGGUGAGAAGCUAGGCCGUGUAGUACACAUAAUUCAGUCGAGAGAACCAUCACUUAAAAACUCCAACCCUGACGAGAUUGAGAUUGAUUUUGAGACCUUAAAGCCAUCUACACUACGAGAGUUGGAGCGAUAUGUCACCUCCUGUUUGCGGAAGAAAAGGAAACCUCAAGCUGAAAAAGUUGAUGUGAUUGCUGGUUCUUCCAAGAUGAAGGGCUUCUCAUCCUCUGAGUCGGAGAGCACCAGCGAAUCUAGCUCCUCUGACAGUGAAGACUCUGAAACAGAAAUGGCUCCCAAGUCAAAAAAGAAGGGGCACACUGGGAGGGACCAGAAAAAGCAGCAUCAUCAUCACCAUCCACAGAUGCAGCCAGCCCCAGCUCCUGUGCCCCAGCAGCCGCCCCCACCUCCACAGCAGCCUCCUCCACCCCCACCUCCGCAGCAGCAGCAGCAGCAGCCACCCCCACCCCCACCACCUCCUCCCUCCAUGCCACAGCAGACUGCCCCAGCGAUGAAGUCCUCGCCCCCACCCUUCAUCACUGCCCAGGUACCCGUCCUGGAACCACAGCUACCAGGCAGUGUCUUUGACCCUAUUGGCCACUUCACCCAGCCCAUCUUGCACCUGCCGCAGCCGGAGCUGCCUCCUCACCUGCCCCAGCCACCUGAGCACAGCACUCCACCCCAUCUCAACCAGCAUGCUGUGGUCUCUCCUCCAGCUUUGCACAAUGCACUGCCCCAACAACCAUCUCGGCCCAGCAACCGAGCCGCCGCUCUGCCCCCAAAGCCUACCCGACCCCCAGCUGUGUCUCCUGCCCUGGCCCAGCCCUCCCUGCUCCCACAGCCACCUAUGGCUCAGCCCCCCCAAGUGCUGCUGGAGGAUGAAGAACCGCCUGCCCCGCCCCUCACCUCCAUGCAGAUGCAGUUGUACCUACAGCAGCUGCAGAAGGUGCAGCCUCCCACACCACUACUCCCUUCCGUGAAGGUGCAGUCCCAACCCCCACCUCCGUUCCCGCCACCACCCCACCCUUCUGUGCAACAGCAGCAGCAGCUCCAGCAGCAGCCUCCACCACCCCCACCUCCUCAGCCACAACCACCACCCCAGCAACAACACCAGCCCCCACCACGACCAGUUCACUUGCCAUCCAUGCCCUUUUCUGCUCACAUUCAGCAGCCCCCACCACCCACAGGACAGCAGCCUACCCACCCACCCCCAGGACAGCAGCCACCCCCACCACAGCCUGCCAAGCCUCAGCAAGUUAUCCAGCAUCACCCUUCACCCCGGCACCACAAGUCAGACCCCUACGCAGCUGGUCAUCUUCGUGAAGCUCCCUCUCCGCUUAUGAUACAUUCCCCUCAGAUGCCACAGUUCCAGAGCCUGACUCAUCAGUCUCCUCCCCAGCAAAACGUCCAGCCUAAGAAGCAGGUAAAGGGCAGGGCUGAGCCACAGCCCCCAGUGCCAGUCAUUGGCCGAGGCCAGGGAUGCCCACCUGCCUCACCGGCUGCCGUACCUAUGCUGUCCCAGGAGCUGCGCCCACCCUCAGUCGUCCAGCCCCAGCCCCUGGUGGUAGUAAAAGAGGAGAAGAUUCACUCACCAAUCAUCCGCAGCGAGCCUUUCAGCACCUCACUUCGACCAGAGCCCCCCAAGCACCCAGAGAACAUCAAGGCCCCAGUCCACCUGCCCCAGCGGCCUGAGAUGAAGCCUGUAGAUGUAGGGAGGCCUGUAAUCCGGCCUCCAGAGCAGAGUGCACCCCCACCAGGGGCUCCUGACAAGGACAAACAGAAACAGGAGCCAAAAACACCAGUGGCACCCAAAAAGGACCUGAAAAUUAAGAACAUGGGCUCCUGGGCCAGCCUGGUACAGAAGCAUCCGACCACCCCAUCCUCCACAGCCAAGUCCUCAAGUGACAGCUUUGAACAUUUCCGCCGUGCUGCUCGGGAGAAGGAGGAGCGGGAAAAGGCCCUGAAGGCUCAGGCUGAGCACGCAGAGAAGGAGAAGGAGCGGCUGAGGCAGGAGCGCAUGAGGAGCCGAGAGGAUGAGGAUGCGCUGGAACAGGCACGUCGAGCCCAUGAGGAGGCACGACGGCGCCAGGAGCAGCAGCAGCAGCAGAGACAGGAGCAGCAGCAGCAGCAACAGCAGGCAGCUGCUGUGGCCGCUGCCUCCGCCCCCCAGGCCCAGAGCUCCCAGCCCCAGUCUAUGCUGGACCAGCAGAGAGAGUUGGCCCGAAAACGAGAGCAGGAGCGGAGGCGCAGGGAGGCAAUGGCAGCUACAAUUGACAUGAAUUUCCAGAGUGAUCUUUUGUCAAUAUUUGAAGAAAAUCUUUUUUGAGAGCACCCAGGUGACUUCUGACUUUUUCUGGCAAAAACGUUGACUCUCUAUAGUGUUAGGGCGGCAGUGGAAGCAGCAGCAGCAGCAGCCGCCAGGGAUGGCUCUGGGCCUGGCUCUCCUGCAUGCUAUGCCCGGGGCAGGCCUGACGGGCAGCUGAGGAUCGCAGAGCCCAUCUGCCUUACAGCCAGCCGGACAGACGUCCUACCACAUGCCACCCCCUCAGAGGACGUCGGUUCAGAGCACGUCUCCAUGAGUCAAGUGCCGGCUGGACCUGAGCCUGCUUCCCCGCGUGCGGGGCAGAGGCCUUUCUCUGCGCCAAAUGUCUACACAGUAUACACAGGACAUUGUUGCUGCCGCCACCGUGACUGGUUUUCUGUCCCUGAGAACAUGACGUUUGUGACGUCCUACCCGUUGGGAGUCCUUCACACCCCAGCCAUCGCUGCCCACUCCCAGGAGGCCAGGGCAGGCCUGUGUGGACUGGAGCAGCAAGGCACUGGCCCACCCCUUGCUGGCACUGACUUUGCCUUGAACAGACCCUCUCCCCUCCCCCCACAAGCCUUUAAUUGAGAGCCGCUCUCUAUAAGUGUUCGCUUGUGCAAAAGGGAAUAGUGCCGUGGAAGUGUGUGUGUGUCCAUGGCAAUUUGAACAGAGGUGACUGUUCACAUGUAUGGACAGGCCUCGCCUGGGGAGUAAGGCCACCAACCAAAGUCAGUUCCUUCCCACCUGUGUUUCUGAUUUUGUUUUUUUUUUUCCUAUAUAUAUAUAUUUUUUGUUGUUGUUGAAUUCUAUUUUAUUUUUAACUCUCUCUUCUCCUCAGACACAGUGAGUGGCACUGCUUAUCUCCAAAUGGUGUGAUGGUCUCCUCACUGAGCGGCAGUCCCACUGCACUGUGGGUAGUGUGUGACCGUGGCUGUACUGUAUAGUGAACAUAGUUGGCAUAUCUUUGUUUGAAGUUUGUUGGUGACUCCACCAAACUGGUGUAAAAAACAAAAACAAACAAAUCCAUGAACCACCCAACACACACAAAAAAAUCCUGCUUGUAUUCAGUUUCAAAAUUUAUUAGUCUUAUUUUUAAUUAUAAAACCAGAAAGCUGCAAUUUCUUUUCGCUCUACCCCUUAUUUGUUGGCUUCUUUGGUUUUUUUUUGUUUUGUUUUGUUUUGUUUUUUUGGGGUUUUUUGUUUGUUUGUUUGUUUUUUUUAAUGUCAAGUCUGUUUGUUUUUACCAAGAAAGGGAGAGCCUGGGGAGGGCUCCAGGCCCUGGUUGGCUACAGAGGUCACCAUCCAGCACCUGGUCAGACCAGCGCGCUGCGCCUUCCUUCCUAUUAGUGUUGUUUUGUUUUUAAAUUGGAGCCCCUGGUGAGGUUACAUGUGCCAUGAGAUCCCAGUCUCACCACAGUGCUGGUGCCUCGGUGUUGGCCAAACUCUGGAGUCACUGACUGCUUUGACUUUCAUGUCGUGAAUAUGCAUUUGGUCUGUACUGAUCAUGGAAUAAACACAUCUCUCUUUUUUAAUGCUGGUGUCUCCCUGAAAUUUCUUUGUGAACCAACUAGGUAUUGUAGUUUGCUUAGGCUAGCUCCAGGUUCCCAGGCACCUUUGUGUAAGAUUUACCAACAGUGGGCACAGAACCGCUCUCCAGCGGCCAGUCCUGCCUUUCCUUUCCUGGGCAGGAGCUUCUUGGGCUCGGAGUUCCCACAAGCUGACGUUCUAAUAGGGAGCCAGACGCCCUGUAACUACUUGGACUGGGUGGUGAUGAGGCUCAGUGAAACUUGGCCAGUAUCCAGACCACAUUCUUACUGAAGGUCCUGCUCCAUCCUAGUCUCUUCUUCACACAAGGCUUGGGGCCACUUUUCCCACCAUGCUUGCCUCUACCUAACUCCUAAUUUGAUUUAAGCUCAGGGUUAACCACAUACUCUUAGGUAAUGUACAUUCCCUCAAAAUAGUAUCUCUGUAUCCCCACACAUAAAUACAUUUCCACUGAGAAAAGCCCCCAGAUGGCUUCCCCGCCUUGUGCCCACUUGUUCACACAAGCCCCAGCACCCAAAAACAGUCUCUAUGAUGUAAGAUAAGUAAUUAGACGUAUGCAGAGGCAAGUUGACUGAACUGUUCUAGCACUCUAAAUCCGUAUCUCCCACUCCUCAACCAGAAAGACCAAACCUCACAGUGGAGGCACAGUUCAGGUACCAGUCAAUGCUCACCUCCUCCCUACCCAGAAGCCUCUGCCCUGCUCCAGGCAUUUCAUACAUGACUGUGCUGCAGUGACAGCUUGAGUCCUGAGGUUUCUUCUACCACACCCCGCCCUCUUGUUUUUCUCUUGUUCAGAUACUUCCUCAUGUUGGGCCCCACUUCUGAGGUGGGGGAAAUAGUUUCAGCUGUACCUUCUUGCUCAAGUUUUGAAUGGCCUCCACACCUUCCUGAUGGGUGUUCCUCUGACUGGGUUGUAAUUAGAACUGGGAUCUAUUUAAUUUUUCUGACCAUUUUCAAAUCCUUCCUGCAGUACUAGGCAUCUUAGUCCUAUACAAGAAUAAGAGGUGUGUACAAGCCCCCACUGUACUGUAUGCACGGGUCGCUCAGCCAAUAAUUAUGUCAGUGAAUCUGAGACUUGUAUUAAAAUACUUUAGACAUUUGUAGAAGGGAAUUCAUAGACUUUUCACUUAUAUACUUAAAGGGUUUUUUUGUGCAGUUCUCAUUGCAAAAAUAAACAUUUGUACUGAAUAUAAA